AUGUUCCAACCAGCAGAGACACAAUCCUCUGGGAAUACAUUUUCUCAACGUUUGGCCAAACCACGAACAAAGCACAACUCCAAUGGUCUCGGCAAAGCUGAAACAAGCUCCACCAUGACAACCCCUAUCAACACUACACAUGAUUACGCCGAGAACCCCCGAGGCUCAUUCUCCAACGACUCACCUCUCAGCUUGACUGGAUCUGCAUCUUUUCGGAAUUCUGAAUCGCCUUCCAGGUCGGCGGCUAAUCUCGCCAACGAAGGCAUCCGAUCGAGAAAACCUUCGAACAUGGCGAACACAUCUAAACGCCACACUAUCGCUGUAGACAAUUCCGAUGUCGAUGUUGCUGCAGCCAUUGCUCUUUUGCAAGAACUGAAGAAGCGAGCGUCACCCGAGGAUUUGAUUCUUCUUCACAAGGCUCUACUGCCCACCAGAAACGUCGAGCGCACAAUUACCCUCUCCCAGCCGGAACCCAAGGAGCAAGAAGAACCCAUCUCUCCUCUCAUUCGAAGGAGUUCGCUGCUUCCCGCGGGUGUCAAGACUCGCCUCUCCCGUGAACUUUUGAGAAAUUACUCGGAAAACAAUGUCACCGUCCGCUCAGCUUCAGUGUCUAGACAGCAUGUCCCUACCGGGUCUCCAAGGCUUGAUGUGCCUCUCGACUUUGAAGCUUUGGACCUAGCUGAUGGAGGCGCUGAGCUUCAAGGAGGCCGCCCUACCACACCGUCCAACUUCUACCCUCAGAUCGGCACCUACAAGAUGGGUUCUCUGCGCAUUACCAAUGGAUCUGCUUCCCCUGAGCCAGCCCGUCUUCUCCAACGAGCAGAGAAGGCAGGUGUUCAGCGAAAACCUUCAGUGCCAGAAUCGUCAUCUGGCGAAGGGUUCACUACUGCUGAUGAAGGAGAAGCCGACCCAGAGUCCAUCCGCCCAAGUCGUGCUACAGUGGUCUCUCUGCGAGCACCACGAAGAAGUUCAGAGCAACAAGAUAGGAAGCCUUCAUCCGAUGCACGUGCUAGAUCCAAGAGCAGGGGCCCUCCCGUUCGCCGCGGUGUCGAGGCCGAGACAAGCAGAUCUGCUGCUCAGCCGAGCCGACCCCAAGCUGCUCAACGUGCUUCCGAAUACGCCCAGGAGUAUACAUCUGAGUUCGACACACUCGAGAACCCACACAUGAGCAAUCCGGCUUUGACUACUACUGUCUCACGUCUGAGCACCGUCCAUGACGAGUCCCCGGUCGAAGGUGGCGUUGACGCUCGUGAGGAAGCUCUGAGAAAGCUCACUGGUGAUGCACCUACAGCAAGCAGUCGUGGCCAGAAGCCUCAGACGCAGAAACACCUCAAUGUUGCCCGUCCUCCUAUGACUAAGAGCGACAGUGGAUACAGCUCUGAGGCCUCAAGGAGGUCAAUCAUAAGGGAGAACAAUUGCGACGAGGUCCUCAAUGCCGCGCUCGGCGCUGCAGAUCAAGCUGAGCGUACUCGUUCCAAGGAAUCUCUGCCAGCCGUGAGACCUUCCUUGGAGCAGAUCAGUGAAGACAAUGUCUCGUCGCCUCAGUCUCCAUACAUGCAACAGCAGAUUUCAGCAGUUCAGAAGGCCGAGAGGCAUCGAAGCUUGCCGAGUUUCUUCUUCAAGAAGUCAUCUUCAAGCACCUCCGUCAACAAAAUCGCUACACCCUCAGUCACCCCAGCCAAGCAGACUAAAAAGCUUCAAAAAUCUCGUCCACAGUCCCAGAUGAUCGUACCAGAGCAAGUGCAAGAGCAAGAACCAGUGCUGCCAGAAGUUGAACCGGAAUUCAUUUCUGGGGAUCUGGAAGAUCUGUCCGUCAACUUCUCUCGCCCAACUCGUCGCUUGGAACGUGGACCCUCCGCAUCUCCUCAAACGCAAGAAGAGAACGACAGAGAUGUUCGCGGAAGGGGACGUAGCCGCAGAGAGGAUGCCUCGCAGGCCGCUGCCGCCGAAGGCUCGCCUGACGGUACCACCAGAAAGAGGAGCAGAAGCUUCUUCCGCUUCCGUAGCCGCAGCAGAAGCAAGAGUCAACAUCGCAGAGAGGAAGAUGUAACCGUCCUCUCAGUCGCUGACGAGCCCCUCCCUGCUCAUGACUUUUCGGAUUUUGGUACAGUAGCACAAUCUCUCGGUCAAUCGCCUUACGAUAUUGCUACUCGUAGGGUCAAGCAGAUGGGACCCUAUGAUCCAUCCAAGCCUUGGUUCCACCCCCACGAGAUCAGUCGCGCCGCUCCCAAGCCCGAUAUCAGCUCGGAGGUGCAACAAACCCGUGGCAAGUCUGUUGAUCGUAGUCGACAGGAUAGAGCGCGCAGUCAAAGCCGUCCUCGCGAGUCAAUUGACGCUGUUCUGUCAAGGCCACCGACAAGAGGGAAGUCAAGAAGAUCCCAAAGUGCCCACAAUAUUGCCGUCCCAAGAGUUCCUGAGGCAGUGCCUGAACUUCCUAAGCAGACUGAGACAAUGUCUGGGACUUUCUCUCGCCCUGCUUCGAAAGACGGCAACGUCAGAGUCGGCACUAUCGAUUUCGGCACUGGAUUUGCCCAAGGCCGUCUGGAACCUAUCCUCACCAGCUCCGAGAAGGCAAAGGCGAGACGCCGUACACAGUCCGUUGCUCCACGAGUUCGUCCAAAAAGUGCUGUGAUUACCGAGGAGGCAGUGCCCCAGCGUGAGGCACAACAGCCAGCCCAGGCACCUUGCACUGAGGCACCUAAGGCACCGGUGCGCGAACUGCCUCAGGUGCCUACCGAGAAGCCAUCGAGGGCUUUGCCUCUUGAGCUACCUCAGCUCCCAUCUAGAGCUCCUCCCAAGGUCCCCACCCAUGAAAAGCAGCCCAAAAACACGCGCCUCUCGGUGUUCACCAAGUCUACUGGCUCCGAAGAAUCAUCCUCUGUACCUCGCAUGCCUGUCUCGCCAGUGUCCCCCGCAGCUAGAUCCUCUUGGGAGAGUCAGGCCUUGGCCUGGCGCGAGCGCAAGCAGAGCCUCAACGACAUGCUUUCGUCUCCCACGGUCGAGAGAAAGAGCUUCGCUUCGUCGACACCUACGUCUCCAGCCAUUCAGGCGUACUCACCCACGAUGCAAGCCCCUCGCCGUGCUCCCACGGUCAUUGUGUCUCGAUACAUCACACCUCAAGGCUCUGAGUUUGCUAUGCACUUGGGUGAGGAGGGCCCCUACAGGAAGCUCCACUCCGAAGAUCCCUACAGGCACCGCUCAGAGGAUCCCUACAGAAAGCUGCACUCAGACAACCCUACCGAUUUGCGCCCUGCCCAGGAUGAUGUCGAGCGCACCGAUUCUAGCUCAACGUACCGUACUGCAACCUCGGAGAGAUCUCAGGACUCGUUCGCGUCCAGAGACAGCGCAAAGUACCGUACCCACCGUCCUACCGAGAACACCAGCCAGGAGAAGACUUCGACUCCCCCAUCCAGAAGCAACAUCACACAAAAGAGAUCAAGUCGUGUAUACGAGCAGCCAUCAUCCCAAUCUCAGUCCAUGCCUCGUCCUCAGCGUCGCUCCACUGCACCUCCGGAGGCCCAAGAUGUCCCCUACGACAGAUUCUCUGGAGGCUUGGGUUAUGGUUGGGAGCGUGGCAUCGGCUUUGGCGGCAGCGCCGGCACCAGACAGAAGAAUGACACCAAGGCUGCCAGAAAGAGUGUGGCUAUCAGCCAGAGCUUUGGUGUUGAUCUGAGUGACGUGCCUGUGUUUAUGGUUAGGAACUAA
Aureobasidium namibiae CBS 147.97 is the source of this 3705-nucleotide messenger RNA. RefSeq lists its product as uncharacterized. The record is from RefSeq and is a predicted model, not a curated record. The coding region runs from base 1 to 3705 and encodes 1234 amino acids. The transcript has a single exon. NCBI's taxonomy places the organism in Eukaryota, Fungi, Ascomycota, Dothideomycetes, Dothideales, Saccotheciaceae.